Molecule: messenger RNA, 2871 nt
Organism: Closterium sp. Yama58-4
Lineage: Eukaryota; Viridiplantae; Streptophyta; Zygnematophyceae; Desmidiales; Closteriaceae
Source: the annotation of a GenBank genome assembly
AUGGCCUCCCACCAACAAGUUAGUGCAGGUCGGGGUGGUCGCGGUAGUCAGGGCGGUGCUCUAUCGUCUGCACCACGACCAAUGCAGGGUCGAGUGGGUGACGGCCCUGGAGGAGUUGGUGCUUGUUUCGUCGAAGCACACACCACUCAGACCGACAGUGCGGCGGACGAGGAGGAGGAGGAGGAGGACGAUGAGGGGGAGGAUGAGGGGGAGGAGGAGGACGAGGAGGGGAGCGGUGAAGAUAGUGAGCCGGGGUGGACACCAGAGACUCAUGGCGGUGGUGGGGACCGGGGAGGAGAUGAAGAUAAUGAGAUGGAAGGGUUGGAGCCAGAGGGGGUGGAGGAGGGGGUUGGUGAGGGAGGAGGGGUUGCCGCGGCUGCCGCAGAGGAGGCCUCGCAGCAUGUGGGUAGAGGACGGGUGCGAGGCGGCGGUGUUAAGGUUGGGCGAAAGAGGCCGUUAAUUGGGAACCGGAAGAAGAAAGCCGAGAAGUUGCGGACACGAGCAUAUCCUUGCACCUUCAGAGGGGUGGAUUUGGGCGAGGGUUUGGUUGCUCCAGAGUUCCUUGACGAGGAUGGACAGACCGAGAGUAGUAGGGGGAGUGGCAAGGGGAGGAAGAAACAAGGGUGGCAAGUUCAGAUGUUUGGACCUAAGGGGACAAACGACAAGCGUCAAUGCAAGAAUUGCACUGAUCGGAUUUCUUGGAGGGGAUCUACAACUACACCAGGCGAGCGCCACUUUGAGAGCUACCACACUGCUCAUAUGGAUGUGUGGUAUCAUCGUUACCACAAUCCACAUCUGCAACUGCCGGGCGAGACGUUUCCGAGGGGGGGCUACGUUGGAGUGCCGGAUGGCUACGUAUAUUAUUGGCCGCAUGCAGAAAGCUGGCCUAACAUCCCAAAGAAGAGAGGGGCGGCAGAGGGGCGAGGGGCGGAGGGGUCAGGCGGGGCUGGGAUCAAGAGCUACAUGUCGAAGAAGCUGUCAGAAGUGGAGCUUCGUCAGGCGAUCGCCAAGCUGGUGGUGACCUGCGACCUUCCCUUCAAAAUUGUGGAGGCUGAGGCGAACUUCAUACCUUCGCGCUGGACGGUGGCACGCGACACUGUGGCGUUUGCUGCGGCCGCUCUGCAUGCUGCCAAGGCGGAGCUGCUGGGGAAGGAGGGGGAGUUGGGAUGCAAGGUGUCAUACACCAUUGACAUCUGGACUGCACCCAAUGGGAAGGCUUGGCUAGUUGUGACAGGUCACUGGAUGGACGAGUCAUUUCAGCUACGCGAGGCAGUGCUGGAGUUUCGCGAGCUGACAGGUCGUCAUGGAGCGACAACGCCUUGGCCAACAUUUGUCGUGUUCAGGAGGCUGUUGGAGGAGGGUGGUGGUCGGGCUUUCUCCAACUCCCGCCUGCACUUCAGGUAUGAGUGGAGUGGGUGUGGGGGUGAUAUCGGGAUGGCUUGUCAGGGUCGGCAUUGUGGGUGUGUGUGGGUGUAUUUGGGUUUUGUGGAUUCCCCCACGGCAACCAAAGACCAUGUGUCACUACCUCCCAAAUCCCAUCCAUACGGUGCUGUGGUCCGUAGGUGCAUAUCACAUGUGGUUAACCUGGCAGUGCAGGCAGGAUUGAAGGUGGAUGCCAUUCGCGACCUGUUGAAGGUGCUCAGAGAUAUGGCAUCCUGGGUUGGGUACUCGCCGCAGCGCUCGGCGGCGUUUCUGGGACUUCAGCGCAGCUUGAACCUGCAGGCCCGUGUAAAAAAACCAGCCUUGGAGCUGGUGCAAGACAGUCCUACCCGCUGGGGUUCGACUCACGCCAUGAUCGACCGCUUCCUUGAGCUGCAGAAUCCGAUCACUGUGUUCUUGGCCUCGACCCAGGGCCUGGCGAAGGCGGACAAGGAGAGGGUGGAGAAGAUGCGCCUUUCAGAUGAGCAGUGGGAGAUGUUGAAGGAGCUGAGAACAUUUCUCAGCCCCUUCAACAAGGUCUCCAAGGCAGCCGAGGGGAAGGCGUACCCGACUCUGUCGAUGGUGGUGCCGUACUACAACGGCCUCAUCGACGCCAUGGAGGCCCGACUGGCAAAGGGGCCCUCGGCGAUGCUGAAGCCUCUGAUCGAAAAGGCGCUGAAAAACCUGAAGAAGUACGCCUACAUCAGCUGGAUCGCCACCUUCCUGGAUCCAUCUAUGAAGGCGGCGUGUUUUGCCGACGCCCACUGGGAGACACAGCAUCCAAAGACGGAGCGGAGGGAGAGGCCGCGCCCAGCGUCGAGCGUAGUGAUCGCGCUGGUACGUGAUCGGGUGGCCGACCAGGCAGCGGCGACGGAGCUGGCUCCUAGGCCCACUACACUUCCCACGGUGGCAGCGGGGGGGGUGCAGGAUGAUGAGGUCAGCAGGUACUUGUCCGAGAGGGUGCGGUACGAUGUGUCAGCGCUAGAGUACUGGCGCACCUCCACGAACAUGGAGACACUGAAGCGGAUGGCGAGGGAUUAUCUCGCCAUCGCUGCCAAGUCUGCUGCUAGCGAGAGCGUGUUCUCCUUGGGCCGCGACCUCAUUUCAUGGAAGCGUCACCGCCUGAACUCCGAGAGGGCGCGAGACUGCAUGAUUCUCAGAUCGUGGUAUGGAUCGCACCCUGGCCAGAGGAUCGGUGAGGGCCGCCGCACGAAGGGGGUCGCAGCACUGGAGAUUGCUAUUGAGGGCGAGGGUGUGGAGGAGGAGGAGGAGGAGGAGGAGGAGGAGGAGGAGGAGGAGGAGGAGGAGGAGGAGGAGGAAGAGGAGGGGGCGGAGGUGGAGGAGGCGCCUGCGGAGGAGGUGGAGGAGGAGGCGGAGGAGGGGAGAGGGGCGGACGAAGCAGCCAGUGGUGAGGAUGGUAGUGUUGGUAGCGUGGGUUGGACCGGGAUGUAG